CAUAUUUUAAAUAUUUGUCAAAGGAUAGAUGUUCUUUAAAGCAUAGUUAUCCACAAUUCAUGUAAGAAUUAUACCUUGCACGAAAUCUACAUUAUCUUAAAAAAAUUAAAACAAAAAGGUUUAAUUUCUUGCUUGGCCUUUGGUUUUUGUAUCCCAUUUCAUUACACACUAUAUAUAAUCACUAAUCUCUUGUCCAAAAGUAGUUAUAUUACCUCCCAUUUAAAAAAAUUCAAUUUUCAAGAAUGGGAAAUCAAAUAAGUCUUUCUGCAUCAAAAAUAUCAAAUAAUCUUUUCAAGAAGAAAUCAAAGAAGCCUCUUCCCAUUGAAACCCUCUUCACUCUUCCUUCUCCACUUCCCUCCUGGCCUGCAGGUGAAGGUUUUGCAAGUGGGAUUAUUGAUCUAGGAGGGCUCGAAAUCCGCCAGGUGUCGGAAUUCGACAAGAUUUGGGCUGCACUAGAAGGCGGGCCCGCAAAUCUUGGUGCAACGUUUUUCGAGCCCUCUUCGAUACCGGAAGGAUUCUCCAUGCUCGGUUGCUACAGCCAACCGAACAACAAGCCGUUGUCCGGUUAUGUUCUUGUCGGAAAAGAUGUCACAACAAAUAAUAAUAAUAAUAAUAAUAAUGCCGCCCUAAAGCCGCCAACUGAUUACACACUUGUUUGGAGCAGCGAGUCGUUAAAAAUCAAGCAAGACGGGGCAGCCUAUAUCUGGCUCCCGACGCCGCCCGAUGGCUAUAAUCCCGUCGGAUAUCUUGUCACGGGCUCGCCGGAGAAGCCGCCGGUGGAAAAAAUCCGGUGCGUGCGGUCGGAUUUCACGGAAUAUACCGGCGAGAACGAGGCUGUAAUUUGGGGUGAUGUGAAUGCAAAUGGGAUAAGUGUGUAUAGAUCAAGAUCAAGAAACAGGGGAAUACAGGGGACGGCGGUUCCAACCGGCACUUUUUCGGCAGAAAUUAGCAAUAGGGCUAAUCUUGAUUUGCCCCUAUUGAAGAAUAAUGGCAAUGCUAAUCAAGAUUUAAUGCCUAAUGAAGAUCAAAUUAAUGCCUUAAUACAAACCUACUCUCCAUAUAUAUAUUUCCACCCUAAUGAACAAUACUUCCCUUCUUCGGUCGAGUGGUUCUUCGAAAACGGAGCACUAUUGUAUAAGAAGGGCGAAGAGUCGAAGCCCGUGAAUAUAAGCCCGACGGGCUUGAAUCUUCCGGAAGGUGGUGGAAACGAUGAUGAGUAUUGGAUCGACCUUCCGAUAGACAAUGCAUCCAAGGAGAGAGUCAAGAAAGGCGACUUAGCUUCUGCAUGUGCUUACUUGCACGUGAAGCCAAUGUUUGGUGGGACUUUUACCGACAUAGCAAUAUGGCUAUUUUACCCUUUCAACGGGCCCGCUAGGGCGAAAAUCGAGUUCUUGAACGUUUCUUUGGGGAGAAUCGGAGAGCACGUCGGAGAUUGGGAACAUGUUACUUUGAGGGUUAGCAAUUUAAGUGGAGAGCUAAAGAGUGUGUAUUUUGGUCAACAUAGUAAUGGGGUUUGGGUGGAGGCAUCGGAUUUGGAGUUUGAAAACGGGAGUAAUAGACCGAGGGCAUUUUCGUCUUUACACGGGCACGCGUCUUAUCCGAAGGAAGGGUUGGUUUUGCAAGGGAAUGGGAAUGUUGGGAUUCGAAACGACAGUGCAAAGAGCAAGUUUUCGAUGGAUGUCGGAGCGAGGUGUGUAGUGGUGGACGGAGUCGAGCCGCCGUGGUUGAAUUAUGCGCGAAAAUGGGGCCCGAAAAUAAGCUAUAAUAGGGAGGAUGAAAUUAGGAAGGUGGAGAAAGUUUUGCCGGGAAAAUUGAAAAGUGUGUUUGAUAAAAUUGUGAGGAGUCUCCCUAAUGAGGUGUUUGGUGAAGAAGGGCCUAUUGGACCUAAGUGGAAAAAUAGUUGGAUUGGUGAUGAAUAAUCUUGAUUUCUUUGUGUGAAUUUUAAUUUUAUUAAUAUUGUUUGCUAUGUCUUUUAAAUUUAAAAUUUAGGGUUUUUUUAUUUAUUUAUUUUUUGUAUUUUCUUUUAAGAUUGAAGUUUCUUAUGUAUGGUUUGUAUGGAA
Erythranthe guttata (spotted monkey flower) is the source of this 2060-nucleotide messenger RNA. RefSeq lists its product as hypothetical. The record is from RefSeq and is a predicted model, not a curated record. Lineage: Eukaryota; Viridiplantae; Streptophyta; Magnoliopsida; Lamiales; Phrymaceae.